UUUGUGGACCCCACUCACAAAUACAGCCACGCCUCACUCCAACUGAAAGUAGUAACAAACUCUCAACAUUUCUCCCUCUCUUCUUCCUUCUUUCUCAUUCCUUCAUUUUCUUUUUGUCUUUAUUCUCACUUCACUCUCCAAAUUCAAAUCAAAUUCUAGAAUCUUCUUCUCUCUUCACCUUCAUCUUCCAUUUUUCUCUGUUUCUUCAUUAUUAUUAUUGAUUUCAUAGUGUUUGUAAUUGCUGAGGUUUUCCAGUUUCUAUAAUUUAACUGUGGAUUUUGAGGCUUCUGAUAUGAAGGAAACUGUUUUUGGUGAUGACUUUGAAUCUGAAGAUGAUGAUGAUGUUCUUUUGUCAACAAGGAUUCUGCAGAUUGCGAGUUUGGGAAAAUGUAGUAGUAAACGAGAUGCGUCUGGUAAAAGGCUAUUUGACAAUAGCAAACCCUUGCAUAUUAAAGUUAAGAAAUCAAAGGUGUCAACAUAUGAUGAUAACGAUAAAGAUGAAGAUGAUAUUCAUUUGUCGGAUGAAAUUGUGAGGCCGGUAAAAUCGACUGAUAAGUCGUUUUCUUUGCUGAGGAACGAUCUUGUAAUGUUAGAAAAAAUAUUUGAGGAAGGUAAAAGGAAGAUGCGGGAGGAAGAGAAGAAAUUAGAGUCUAUAAAGAGAGAGAUUGAGGAAUGCUGCAAAGAGCUUGAAAAUAAGAAGGAUAAAGUUAAUUGUGUUAGAAGAAUUGAAGAAGCUUGCAGCAAAAUGCAGGGUAAAAUUGAAGAAUGUACCAUGGAACUUGUAAUGAAGGAAGGAGAGCUUUAUUUGAUAGAGGACUUGAUUGGAAAGCGCAGGGAAGAGCUCAAGACGAAAGAGAUAGAACUCAUUAAAGUCAAGGGUAACAUUUCAAAAGUCAUAGAACUUCGUCGAGUCAUUGGAAGAAUUGACAAGGAUCGGGGAAGGAAGGAAGGGGAACUCCAGGCUCUUUCCCAAAAAAUUGCUGAAUGUAGUUUGGAACUUAAGGCAAAAGAGAAGGACCUUGAUGCAAUUAACAAAUUAAUUGGUGGACAAACCGAAAAGUUUGAGUCUGAAAAGAAAAAGCUACUACAGGUGAUGUCAAUAAUGAAGGAUGAUCGUGCUCAAAUGAAGGAUUUUGAGUCAAUGAAGAAGGAAUUUGAGUCAAUGAAGAAGCAAUUUGAAUGUCAGAUUAAGGAACUUGAUUCCAAAGAGAAGGAAUAUGAAGGACGGUUGGAGGAGCUUAAGUCACAGGAGAAGCACAUUGAAGGACGAGUUAAGGAUUUGGAAUCAAGAGAAAAGCAGCUUCAAGGACAUAUGAAGGAGUUUGAAUCAAAACAGAAGCAAGUAGAAGAACGGGAAAUGGAGCUAGAGUCAAAAGAGAUGCAACAUGAAGACCGGAAGAAGGAGUUUGAAUCGAAAGAAGAGAAAUUUAAAGGCCAAGUGAAGGAGCUGGAAUUUAAAAAGGAGCACUUUGAAAGCCAAAUGAAGGUGUUAGAGUCGAUAGAUAACCGACUUGUUGGCCGAGUGAGGGAGUUUGAGUCAAAGGAAAGGGAGUUUGAAUGUAAAAUGAAAGAGUUGAUAUCGAAACAGAAGCAUUUGGAAAGCCGAUUGAAGGAGCUUAAGUCAAAUGAAAAGAAGCUUGAAGACCGAGUGAAGGAGCAUGGCUCAAAAGAAAGAGAGUUUGAAGUCCGUGUGAAGGAGAUGGAAUCUAAAAAGAACCACUUUGAAACACAAGUGAAGGAAUUUGAAUCAAAAGAAAGGGAGUUUGAAGGCAACCUGAAGGAGAUGCUAUCUAAACUGAAGCAUUGUGAAAGCCGAAUGACAGAGCUUGAUUGGAAAGCGAGGCAGCAUGAAGGCCGAAUGAAGGAACAUGAAUCAAAAGUGAGAGAAUUUGACGGCCAUGUGAAGGAGCUUGAAUCUCAUAAGAAGCGUUUCAAAAUCCAAGUGGAGGAGGUAAAAUCAAGAGUGAAACAGAUGAAAGAACGAGUUAAGGAAGUUGAGUCUAAAGAGAGGCUGUGUGAUGCCCGGUUGAAGGAGUUUAAAUCACAAGAGGAUGAACUUGAAGGCCGGGUGAAGAAGUUUGAAUCAAAAGAGGAUGAAUUUGAAGGUCGAGUGAAGGACAUUAAAUCAAAAGAGGAGAAACUUGAAGGCCGGAUGAAGGAGUUGGAAUCAGAAAAGAAGUGUUUCAUGAAUCAAGCGAUGGAGCUCGAAUCAAAAGAAAAUCAAUUUGACAGAAAAAUGAAAGAGUUUCAAUCAAAAGAGGAGGAACUCGAAGGUCGAGUGAAGGACAUUAAAUCGAAAGAGGAGGAACUUGAGGGACGGGUGAAGGAGUUGGAAUCGGAAAAGAAGUGUUUCAUGAGUCAAGCGAUGAAGCUCGAAUCAAAAGAAAAUCAAUUUGACAGAAAAAUGAAUGAGUUUCAAUCAAAAGAGGAGGAACUUGAAGGUCGAGUGAAGGACGUUAAAUCAAAAGAGGAGGAACUUGAAGGCCAAGUGAAGGACAUUAAAUUAAAGGAGGAGGAACUCGAAGGUCGAGUUAAGGAGCUCAAAUCAGAAAAGACGCAGUUUGAAAGCCUAGUUAAAAACUUCAAAUCAAAAGAGAAGAAAUAUGAAAGAUUGUGGAACGAACUUGAAUUAAAAGAAAAUAAGUUCAAAGUAAAGGUUAAGGCAAAGCUGAAUAAAAUAGAUAGUCAGCCAAAGGAGCCUGAGUUCUCAGAGAAACUAAAUGGAGUAUUAACAAAACAUACUGUUGAGGAAAAAAAUUCCGCUACAUCGGAUCAAUUAAGUGCUACUAUGGAUGGACGAGGAUUGCAGUUGGACACAAAUGAGAAAACUGAUGGGGUUGAAUCACUUUGCUGUGGUGUUUUAGUAAAUCUGCUAGAAUCAUCAGAUCCAGCCAAACUUGUUUUGGAUAUAAUACUGAACCGCACUAUUCCACUUUGUGAUAAGAAAGGAGACCAUGCGGUGAUUAUUAAUGAUAGCCACAUCAAUCUGCUAGAACAACUGAUGACAAUCUCACCAUAUAUCAAACCUAGUGUACGAAAAGAAGCAUUGAAGCUAGCACUUGAUUUGAAAGCUAACAUGAAGGAAACUACUGAAAAUUAUUUGACGGUUCUUGGUUUUCUUCUCCUUUUGUCAAAUUAUGGAUUGGUCACUUCUUUUAUUGAAGAUGAAAUUUUGGAGCAUUUUGCAUUUGUUGCUCAUUACAAGAUAGCUGCGAAGCUGUUUAGGAACCUUGGCUUUGUGAAUAAAGUUUCUGGUUUUGUUGAGAAACUUAUCAAGAAGAAACAAUUUGUUGGAGCGGUUAGAUUCAGUUGUGAAUAUAACUUGACUGACAAGAAUCAACUAAUUGAUCUCUUGCAAGAACACGUCCAGAAUGCCAAGCAGAUAUGUGAGACCAGUUGCAACAACAGCGACUCCAAAGAAAUCAAGGAUAAGGCGAGAGAUCGAGAAAUUGCUUGUCUGGAAACUGUUCUACAGUGCAUUUCAGAUCACGGCCUAGAACCUAAGGUUCUGUUUAACAAGGAGAUUAAAUAUCGCAUUCUUGAGCUAAAAGGAUAUAAAGGCAAUUAGUUUUCUACUGGAACAACUUAAUGCAAGAAUGUAGUAAUAGUUUGGUGGGAGGGAUAGAUGCUAUUCAUGCUAAAUAUAAAAGCUUAAUUAUAUCACUAUUUGUAAAGCUGUAAAUCUAUCCUUGUAAUGAAACUCUGUUUCUUUUAUUCGAUUUUUUUAGCAUAUAUUUGAGUUGAAUUUGAGAACACGUUCACUCUAAUUAUGAUGAU
This is a messenger RNA of Vicia villosa (hairy vetch), 3777 nucleotides long. RefSeq lists its product as uncharacterized. The record is from RefSeq and is a predicted model, not a curated record. Bases 293 to 3568 code for a protein of 1091 amino acids. The transcript is spliced from 5 exons. Lineage: Eukaryota; Viridiplantae; Streptophyta; Magnoliopsida; Fabales; Fabaceae.